UGAAUUCCCUCGUCACAGGAUGUUUACGCCUGGAAACGCUCGCAAACGCCAGACGCGUACGUGACGGUGCUCGUGCGUCGAUGAUCGUAGCGAGGAUUCUAAAAUGACAAGUUACCUGGUGAUCGUGACAACGUGCGAGCUGAUCACUCGGUAGACGUGCAAUUACGGACGUGACAACGCCGAUCGGCACUGCUAUCGUCAUCAUGCGCGGCGACCUCGUUCCGGCCGCCGUUUAAACCGAACAACGCAAUUCUCCGUUUUCUAUGCCGUCUUGGGCCUCUGAAUAAAUUAUGAGCGUAGACAGCGAAAACAAGUCGAACGAGGCGGCGAUAGCGCCGUACGCCUCGUCGACGGAGCCGGAAAACGGCGCCGACGGAUGUGUCGAAGGUGGCCCUGUGACUCCAGAAAUGGUGCUCCGAUUACCUACUAUUACAGAUAAAUAUCUCUGUUCACCUGAGGCCAAUGUCUAUGAUAUAGACUUCACCAGGUUCCAGAUUAGAGAUCUUGAGACUGGUGCAGUGUUGUUUGAGAUUACAAAGCCUCCUGCUAGUGAAAGUGACGUCCAUCAAGAACCAGAGCUAGAAUGUGAAGAACUAGGAUCCGAGGAUGCAAAUACAGGACGUUUUGUGCGCUAUCAAUUCACACCACAGUUUCUCAAGCUAAAAACUGUCGGGGCGACGGUCGAAUUUCUCGUAGGGCCUAAGCCGGUCAAUAAUUUUCGGAUGAUAGAACGGCACUUUUUCCGGGACAGGCUGCUGAAAACCUUCGACUUUCAAUUUGGAUUUUGCAUACCAAACAGCAAGAACACAUGCGAGCACAUCUACGAGUUUCCAACAUUGCCUGCGGAUCUGGUUUCCGAAAUGAUCGCGAAUCCGUUUGAAACACGAUCCGACUCGUUUUAUUUCGUCGACAAUCAGCUUGUGAUGCACAAUAAGGCCGACUACGCAUACAACGGUGGACACACGCACGAUGUAUUGUAGUGUGCGAUUUGUUGAUUAGUACUAUUGCAAAUU
Messenger RNA from Odontomachus brunneus, 1013 nucleotides. It is a transcript of the gene unc-119, whose product is annotated as protein unc-119 homolog B. The transcript is spliced from 4 exons. Gene Ontology annotation, cellular component: cilium. NCBI's taxonomy places the organism in Eukaryota, Metazoa, Arthropoda, Insecta, Hymenoptera, Formicidae. The record is from RefSeq and is a predicted model, not a curated record. Gene Ontology annotation, molecular function: lipid binding. Bases 291 to 980 code for a protein of 229 amino acids. Gene Ontology annotation, biological process: cilium assembly; nervous system development; lipoprotein transport.